AUGACGGAUCCAACCGCGACCGCCGAGCCGUCUCUCAAGCGCGCGCAUGAUGAUGAUGAUCAUCAGUCUCCCGUGCCCUCCUCGUCGCAUCUCGAAGACGCUUCGAGCUCUACCAACAUACUCUCAUCCGAAGUCGAUGCGCAAAAGCGCCCACGGCUGCCCAUAACUACCGACGACACGAAGUCAGAGUCACCAUCUCCUGGCGCCAACGAGGUCACUAUCCUACCUGGGCUCGUGCUACCGCUCAACGAGGAGGUCCUCAGGACGUUCUUCCAGUACUCGCACGAUCGGCACGACGUCUUCCUGAAACGCAAAGAGGGCAAGCCACAGGAAGAGUGGACCGACGAUCCCGUCUUCAAGUCCACCAAGUUCGCCAAUGUCUAUCGCGUGCUCGACCGCUUGACGCAAUAUGUGCUCACGCGCGUCGUGCAAGACGGCCCGCAGCAGCUCGAAGAAGUCUGCUUUCGUGUGCUGCUCUUUCGCUCGUUCGCGCGCAUCAGCACCUACGAGGUCAUUCGCGCCGCACUCGGAGGCCCUCCGACGCUGGCCAACUUCUCGCCCACCGCCUACGAAAACUUCCUCAUGCCUCACAUCAGCGCUGGCAACCCCGUUUACGGCAGCUCCUACUUCAUCCCAGCGCCGAGAGAGUUUAGGACCAAGUACCCGUAUCAGUCGACACUGCGCCUCGUCCACCUCAUGAUGCGCACAGGGCUGCCGAGGCGACUCGCAGACUUGCACCACAUGCGCGAUGCUCAUGCACUGCUGACAUCAUUCCCGAGCUUAGGACCCUUCCUGGCCAUGCAGCUGCUGCUCGAUCUCAAUCUCUCGGAUCACUUUGACUUUAGCGAGGAGGAGUUUGCGGCAUGCGGGCCCGGCUCCAAGCAGUGUCUCGUGGACAUCUUUGGCAAGUACGUCUCGGGCUUCGAGCUGGAAGCGAUGCGCUGGAUCCAGAAGGAGCAGGAGCACUACUGGGCCAAGUACGGCAUCACGGACGUGCCGCAUCUGUGUCCUGCGCGCAAGCCGGGCCUCAACGUCGUAGACAUCGAGCACACGCUGUGCGAGGUGUUCAAGUACCGCCGCGCCCGAGGGCGCAUGGAGGCGCCACCCCGCAACGUGCGCGGAUCCAAGCGCGGGCGCCGCGGACGUGGAGCUGCUCGCGCCACGCCUGUGGCUGCAUAUCCAGCCCGCGGAAUCAAGCAGGAGGACGAAGACGGGCUCGACGGGCUCGACUUUGAGCGCAUCCGCAGCAACGGCUCCAAGACCUCGGGGCAGGAGAAAGUCAAGAGCUUCGUGCCGACGGGCGACGCGGUGACUGGACAUCUGCCGGCCAAGUGGCUCGUGCCGCGUGCGCCCGAGGAGUACGAGCGUCCACCGCCCGUCGACCGCAGCGAGGACGUGUACGAGGUGUCGCACAUUGUCGCCAUGACACCCACGCAGUCCAAGUGCCUGGUGCGCUGGAAGGGCUUCGGCCCCGACGACGACACGUGGGAGUAUUUCGACGAGCUGGUCAACGGGGGCGCCAAGGAGGCGGUGGAGGAGUACCUCAAGUGGCUCCGCACCGUCAAGGACGAGAUCGAAGCCAUGCUGGACGAGGAGAAGAGCAAUCGCGAGGCGCUCGAGAAGAUGCCGGCCGCUAGCCUGAUGAGCAGCGCUACCAAGGCGUCGCCGGAACCGCAUGGGUUUGGCACGCGACCGGCACUGCCGUUUGCCAACAUGCCGCUUGCACUGCCUUUCUGA
Moesziomyces antarcticus is the source of this 1737-nucleotide messenger RNA. RefSeq lists its product as uncharacterized. Lineage: Eukaryota; Fungi; Basidiomycota; Ustilaginomycetes; Ustilaginales; Ustilaginaceae. The coding region runs from base 1 to 1737 and encodes 578 amino acids. The record is from RefSeq and is a predicted model, not a curated record. The transcript is spliced from 2 exons.